This is a messenger RNA of Grammomys surdaster, 2680 nucleotides long. RefSeq names its product mab-21 like 3 (gene Mab21l3). The transcript has 7 exons. NCBI's taxonomy places the organism in Eukaryota, Metazoa, Chordata, Mammalia, Rodentia, Muridae. The record is from RefSeq and is a predicted model, not a curated record. Bases 118 to 1407 code for a protein of 429 amino acids.
GGAUUCUGAGAACCUUUGCGACCCUCAGCUUUUCAGGACUGGUAUUAGGACCUUGGAUUGGCAGAUGGAGCAGGGAGAAGGCAGUCCCAACGCCUGGAGGGAGGAGUUCCCUGAGAGAUGGCAGAUGAAUCUUCCCAUGUUGGAGAGGCAAACUGCAGUGAGCAGGUGAGAAGAAGCCAAGUUUCUGGUUCACAUUCACAACUCCAGAGACAUUUCAUCCAGAGAGUAAUGUUGCUGAGAAAGCUGCCCACCAGAUUUGUCUUCCAUCGGGAAAAGAAGCAGAAAGUUGCUGCUAUACUGGGGAUUGACCAAGAAGCCAUGACGUCUCUUCCAGAGGGAGACUUAGACCAUUGCCUGCUGAGUAAGGUAGACCUGAGGCGACAGCAGAUUUCUCAGACUGUGGAGGAGGUACAGAAAAUCAUCCACCUCCUGACUGCAGAAAUCAGCCACCAGGACAGUCGAUUCGAAGCCGUGCCUGCCUCUGACACAUACAAUGACAGCAUUAAGGUUUUGGCCCCCAGCCUCUUCCAUGUCACCGUCCCACUGAAAGGCCUUGCAGGGUACAAGGGGGCCCGGACGCAGCGCUGGCGGUACUACAACUUGCAGGGCACCAAGCUCACCUGCCCUUUGCGGGACCCCGAAGGCCUGCAGCAGUGGCUGGAGACUGAGAUGUUCAUGAAGACCCUGUGGCAGUGGCACAAGGCAGAUGUGAACAUUGAGGGGGACAUCGUGCCAGCCAAAGUCCUCAAGGUGUUCCGGACCCUGGUGGAAAAUGCAGUGAGAACCUGUCACCUCUCAGGCAAAGUCACUGUGCUAGAAAAACGCACUACUGUUUGGGUUGCUGUGGAAACGUCCACAGGUCAGGUGGAGCUGGAGCUGGCCCCCACUGUGGAGAUCCCCACCACCUGGCCUGAAAAAGCCCAGUGGCCUCGGUGUCUGAAGCGGUGGCCUUCCCCAGAGAGAGUGGAGUGUAUCAAGUCAUUUGGGUUUAACUUGGUGGCCCAGUCCAGCUAUCACUGGCAGCUGAGUUUCUCCCAGGCCGAGCAGAUGUUGUUUGAGCAGCUGGAUGAAGAUGGAGGCUGCCGCAGGCAAUGUUUUCAGGUCCUGAGGCAGCUGAAGGAGGAUGUGUGGUGUCCAGGGAGGAGGCCGGUCAUCACCACCCACCACCUGCAGACCGUGCUCUUCUGGACUUGUGAGAAAUACCCCCACCUCAAGGAUUGGCAGGUCUUCCAGCGGGCACUCCUGCGUCUGGUUCGGAAGCUGCACAGAUGUGUGAGCCAGCACUUCCUGAAGCACUAUUUUGUUCCAAAGGGCAACCUCCUUCAGUCAGCUAACCCAAGUGAGCUGGAUGCUGUGGCCCAGAAAAUGGCCUUUUUCCUAAAGAAUCCACAGGUCGAGUUGCCCUGAGAUGGCCCAAGGAAUCCUUGCUUCAUUCCUUCCUGCUUGACUUUGUUCUCAGGGUGGUUCCUCUGUCAGCUGCCAGGAUCCUAUGCUAGAGAAUGGCUGCCAAUGACAGAGAGAAUGAAUCAGGCCAUCAGCUAGCUCAUCAGAGACAAAAACUACUCCUGCCCCAAGCCACACAAGCAUUUCAUCUUCCCUACCUCUUGUGGGGACAGCUUCCCCAGUGGCUGAUUUUCCUUGCUCAAGAGAUGGACUCAGGGCAGGCCAGACAUUAGCCUGCUGCUGGCGAAUUCUCCAGGUGGCUGGACCAGAACCCAUACGAUGACAGACAGCUCACUGGUGGCUGGUGUCCUUUAUAAGUCUCUGUGCUCCAACUCCAAGCAGAGGCCAGUGGUCCAGGCUCCGGAGCUGUUCUCCUGUUCCUCUCUCAAGUGUGGGGAGUCAUCGUGAGGCUUAGGGAAAAUCCCAGAGAAGGAUGCAGCUGGAACUCUCUCUACCUGUCACCUGACUCCAGUUACACCCCUCUCUGCCACAGUCAAGCCUAGAACUCGAACCCAUUUCAGGAGUGAGCUCUGUGUUGUGGCUCUGCGUGAAUCCACCUCCAUGUCCUUCACAUCCGGAUGUUAGCGCAACCCAUUCGCUCACUCGCUGACACAUAAAUACUGAGACUACAGGAAUGAGCAAGACAGACUCAGUGGAGAAGACAGGAAGCAAACAGCAGACCGGUAAACUCUGUCACCACACACAGCUUAAGGAGUGAGGGAGAGAGUGUGGACAGCUGAGAGAGGCCACCAUGGUGACCUCAGGCAGGCUGGGAUGGGCCGGCAUCUCUGGCUGUGAGAAGCUGGGCUGGAAUCGGUACUAUUGUGUCCUGGGAUCAAAGGUGCAACAUUUACCUCCAACAAGAAGAAAGACUUUGUGGUCUGAAGCACAUUACAGAUGGUGGCUUUGGUGACCGUGUCAGGAGGGACUCGGUGGGCCCUACUCUUCCUCCUUCAGAGAAUACCGAACCCUACAGCAGCACUCAUCUGCAGUCUGGAGACAGUGAUCUUAGAGCAAAUGGCUUCCUCUGGCAUUUUCUUAAUGCUUCUCAACUUCAGGGAAUCCUUUAUGAAUUUUGAACAUUCUUCCCAAAUUUGCUUAACAAAGUAAUAUUCUUAAAGACACAAACAUGCCUUUGGAGGCUUUGAAGAAACCCCCAUGGGGAAGACUGAGCCCCAGGCCGUUGACGUGUUGAGCAUGCGCCCUGCCAAUGAGCUGCACUGACCUUUUAUUUAGA